Messenger RNA from Indicator indicator, 1413 nucleotides. RefSeq names its product secretogranin III (gene SCG3). The transcript is spliced from 12 exons. Gene Ontology annotation, cellular component: secretory granule membrane. The coding region runs from base 1 to 1413 and encodes 470 amino acids. Lineage: Eukaryota; Metazoa; Chordata; Aves; Piciformes; Indicatoridae. The record is from RefSeq and is a predicted model, not a curated record. Gene Ontology annotation, biological process: protein localization to secretory granule.
AUGUUCCUCAAGCUGGCGGUCGUGGUGCAGGUGCUGUCACUGCUGGCGAGCCGGGUGCAUGGCUUCCCGAAACCCGGGGGCAAAGAUAAAGCUAUGCACAACAGACAGUUAAGUGUAGAAAGACCGUUGGAGGAACAGAUUGCUGAAGCUGAGGCAGACAAGAAUAGGAAAAUAGCUUCCACAGAAAAUAAUCCAGAGUUCAGAAAUUAUUCCUUUAUUGAUGACCUGAACCUUCUAAAAUCAGUAGCAGAAAGAGAGAGAGAUGAAAAGGAGAGGGAGUCGAUUAGAAGCUCUUUGUAUGAACAGCAGCUGGCGAUUGAUGAUGCAGACUCCACCAAGAACCGCAGGCUUGUGGAUGACUAUGACUCCACUAAAAGUGGGCUGGAUUAUAAAUUCCAAGAUGAUCCAGAUGGCCUUCAUCAAUUAGACGGCACUCCUUUGACUGCUGAAGACAUUGUUCAAAAAAUCGCUGCAAGAAUUUAUGAGGAAAAUGAUAGAGGAGUAUUUGACAAGAUUGUUUCAAAACUUCUAAAUCUGGGGCUAAUCACAGAGAGUCAGGCUUAUACCCUGGAAGAUGAAGUGGCAGAGGUUUUACAGCAACUAAUUGCAAAUGAAGCAAAGGAACGUGAAAAGGAGUCUGAAGAUUUUGAUUACCCUCCAAGCAGAGCAGACAGUGAUACAAAGGAAAAGCAUCAGGAGAGAAUGUCACCAAGCAAAGCUGAUCAAGAUAGUUUCACUAAUGGAGAAACUGAUGAUACGCUGGAUAAUACGUGGGCAUCAUCUAAUAUCUUGGAAAGAAGAAACGAGCUGCCUUCUGAAGAUAAUUUUGAAGACCUCCAAUAUUUCCCAAACUUUUAUGCACUGUUAAAAAGUCUUAACUCAGAGACGGAGGCAAAAGAGAAAGAGACCUUGAUAACUAUCAUGAAAACCCUGAUUGAUUUUGUGAAGAUGAUGGUUAAAUAUGGAACAAUCACACCAGAAGAAGGAGUUUCCUAUCUGGAAAACUUGGAUACAAUGAUAGCUGAGCAGACAAAGAAGAAGCUUGAGAACCCUUCCACUAAAACCAGGACAAAGCUACCAGCAGACAAGAGUAGCGAAGAAGCAGACAGUACAAAGGAAGAGGCAGCUAAAAUGGAAAAGGAAUAUGAAAUUUCAAAGGAUUCUACAAAAAAUGAAGAACAAAAUGCAGCAGGAAACAGUGAAGACCACAAAGGGAAAGCUGAGGCAUAUUUGGAAGCAAUCAGGAAGAACAUAGAAUGGCUAAAAAAACACAACAAACAAGGUAACAAAGAAGACUAUGAUCUUUCAAAGCUGAGAGAUUUCAUUGAUCAGCAAGCUGAUGCGUACGUGGACAAGGGCAUCCUGGACAAGGAAGAGGCUGAUGUAAUUAAACGCAUAUAUGGCAGCCUGUAA